Messenger RNA from Aspergillus bombycis, 1080 nucleotides. RefSeq lists its product as uncharacterized. The transcript has 3 exons. Bases 1 to 1080 code for a protein of 359 amino acids. Lineage: Eukaryota; Fungi; Ascomycota; Eurotiomycetes; Eurotiales; Aspergillaceae. The record is from RefSeq and is a predicted model, not a curated record.
AUGAGUGGGAUUAAGGGAGUGUUCAAGGAGGGCUGGCACCCCAAGGGUAAAGAAGGGCAAAAGGAGAGCUGGCGGGGUGACUUCAAAGGCAUUAACCAAGUGGCUGGAUGGAUGGGGAAAGGCAAAGACAAGGAUAGCGAGCGUGACGAACAUGUCUCCCGGCCUCUCUCGUCGCUCAAAGACCCAGCGGCCUUUGGGCCACCACCGAAGCAUAUCAAAUAUCACGGCGCCGCUGCUAAACCAGCACCCCCUCCGUUACCGUACCGUGCAAACCGGACAGGUGUUGAUCCAAGUACCCUCCCCCCUCCUCCCGUUAGACGCACAGGGUCACCAGCAGAUUCUGCGGCUUCUGGAGCUAAGCCCAGCAUCCCACCCCGAAUUCCUCCACGGACCAAUUCCACGCCACAGUCCCAUUCACCUACUCCCCCUCCUGCAUACUCUCCUCAUCCUACUACAGAACAAUCCUCUGAUGGCUACCUGAAUCAAGGGGCUACAUCCCGCCUUGCUCAGGCGGGAGUUUCUGUUCCAUCUCUGGGAAUUGGAAACCGUGGCGAUUCACCGAGGUCUGCGUCCCCAGCUGCUGGUGGGUCAAUCGGUCAAGCUCCAGUCAGCGAACUGCAAACGCGCUUCUCGCAAAUGAGGACCAAUUCCGGCAGUCCGUCUCGACCUUCUCCCCCGCCGGCCCGGGGGAGCCUAUAUGGACGUGAGUCCUCCACCGUGUCUGCAUCAGAUGCCCACAGCGCUACGUCCGCUAUUAAGGACUUCCGCGAGAAACAUGACGACAAGAUUCAAGCAGGAAAGCAGAAGCUCAGUGGUUUCAAUGAGAAGUACGGGAUCUCCCAGCGGGUAAACAGCUUCUUUGACGACCGGAAGGGCUCCACACCUUCGGACCAAGCGCCACCGCCCGUGCCUCCUCAUCCCAAUCUCAGUCGUUCCAACUCUAGCGUUGACACCGAGUCCAUUAGUCGAAAGAAGGCUCCACCACCGCCUCCCCCCAAGAAGUCAGGAAUGCGAUCUACUCCGGUGAAUGCAUCGUCCCCAACACCUCCUCCGGUGCCACUUGGAACCAAGCCGCGCUGA